Messenger RNA from Esox lucius (northern pike), 3636 nucleotides. It is a transcript of the gene ttyh2, whose product is annotated as tweety family member 2. Gene Ontology annotation, molecular function: intracellularly calcium-gated chloride channel activity; volume-sensitive chloride channel activity. The coding region runs from base 383 to 2068 and encodes 561 amino acids. Gene Ontology annotation, cellular component: plasma membrane. The record is from RefSeq and is a predicted model, not a curated record. The transcript has 14 exons. Lineage: Eukaryota; Metazoa; Chordata; Actinopteri; Esociformes; Esocidae.
UGAAGUUCUGCGCGCUUUCGCCUCGUGUCCUGUCCCGUUCCCAUUUCUGAAUUCCCAGCGUGCUCGCGCGUCUCUGAAGCGAUCGCUCUAAAGUGAAUGACUGGGCCAGCGGACCGUAGUGGUAGUAGAAUGGCUGUGGCUUAAAACAAAUGGACGGGACACGUAAAACAUUUUAAAUCCAUUGAUAAGAUUGGGAUGUUAUGCUGUAGCGGCCUCCCUACAUAUUUUGUUUUAUGUUCGCGUGAACGGGUUUAUCCAUGGUUAUCCAUUAUAUCUUUGUUUGAGAAGGCGUGGAUGCUUCCUACGGCGGACUGACUGAGCUGUCGGCUUACUAACACUAUAAACGCAUUGCUAGACAUUGGAUGACUUAACUCUUGCCGGGAUGUCUUCAGUAAGGGAGGAUUAUAUUGCGCCUUGGUGGAUUUAUUGGCUUCACAAUUUCCCUCAUGUAAACCUGAACUUCCAGCCCAUCGACAACACGUUCACCCCGGAGGAUCAGAACUACCAGCAGUCGUUGAUCUUCCUGGGCUGUGUGGCGGCCGCAGGACUGGGCGUGAACCUCCUCUGCCUGGCCAUCUACCUGAGCUGCCUGUGCUGCUGUCGGAAAGACGAGGAGGAGGAGAGUAAGAGGCCCAAUUCAUGCUGUGUCACCUGGUCUGCCGUGGCUGCCGGCCUCAUCAGCUGCGCCGCGGUGGGUGUGGGUUUCUAUGGCAACAGUGAGACCAACGACGGGGUGUACCAGCUGACAUACUCCCUUUACAACGCCAAUCACACCCUGGGAGGAGUCAACAGCCUGGUAACGGGCACCAUGGGUGGUAUGGAAAGCGGUCUAAAACAGCACCUGGCCCGGCUGGACGAGAUCUUCGCUACGCGGGGAGACUAUGUGCAGACGCUGCGCUUCAUGCAGCAGAUGGCCGACAACGUCAUCAAACAGCUGCUGGGCCUUCCUGACUGGGACAUAGCUAAAGUAGACUUGGCCGCCAUUGCAGACCAAACCGCAAAUGUGGAGUACUACAGAUGGCUCACCUACCUGCUGCUACUGAUUCUAGAUCUGGUGAUUUGUCUGGCGGCGUGCCUGGGGUUGGCAAAGCAGUCUCGCUGGCUGCUCACCACGAUGAUGGUGUUUGGAGUGCUGACAUUGAUCCUGAGCUGGGCGUCUCUGGGAGCUGACCUGGCCACCGCUGUGGGCACCAGUGAUUUCUGCGUGGCCCCAGACAAGUUCGUCAUGAACCAGACAAAGGGCUUGAUCACCUCCGAUAUAGUCCAUUACUACUUGUACUGCAGCCAGACCCUGCCUAACCCAUUCCAGCAGUCUCUGACCAUCUUCCAGAGGUCUCUGACCACCAUGCAGAUCCAGAUUCAGGGGCUGCUGCAGUUCGCUGUGCCUCUUUUCCCCACGGCUGAGAGAGAUCUACUGGGGAUCCAGAACCUGCUGAACUCCUCAGAGGCAAGCCUCCACCAGCUAACCGCCCUCCUGGACUGUAGAGGACUUAACAAGGACUACCUGGAUGCGCUGGUCGGUGUGUGUUAUGACGGGGUGGAGGGCCUGCUCUACCUCUGCCUCUUCUCCAUCCUGGCCAUCUGUGCUUUCUGUGCCAUGCUGUGUGCCAUCCCCCGGGCAUGGACACACAUCGCCAGCAGGGAGCGUGAUUACGACGAUAUAGACGAGGAGGACCCGUUUAACCCUCAGGCCAGGCGCGUGGCCACCCAGAACCCCAGCCACACCACCAACAUGCACAGCUUCUGCAGCUACAGCAGCAGCAUGGGGAGCCAGAGCAGCCUCCACCCACCUGCUGCACAGGCCGUGUCCAACGCCCCCGUCUCAGAGUACAUGAACCAGGCGGCGCUGUUCGGGGGGAACCCUCGGUAUGAGAACGUUCCUUUGAUCGGGCGAGGUUCCCCACCCCCCUCGGUAUACACUCAGCAAUUUAGCAACAGAGUAAGUUGUUCUCUGCUCCUUUGUGGACCUCUGCUGUCUAAAGGACAAGAUAGACUCCCAGUCGCUUCCUCCCUCCUGCCUUCAUUUCAAACCAUCCCUGUUUUUAUUUCACCUCUGGCAUGGCUUUGAACCGCGAAAUCCCACCGUUCAUGACAUCACCAUGACAUCAUCGCCGCCAUCACUCCAGUUAAGUCGGAACCAGUCGGGCUGGUCCCCGCCUGCUGUUGACAGGGUGACCUCGCAUCAUCUCCCUUCAGUGGGAAGAUGUUUUCGGGGGACACGUUGGCCUGCCCUGUGUGUGCAUGCUGUACACCUUCCCUCUCUGUAAUUCUAUAGUCGAUACUGCCAUGAGGUGCCAAGUGUCAGGCUCCUCACCAUACAUGGUCUAGUGCUAUAGAAUUCUGGUCAUGUUAUGCUCUUCGUAUCCCAGGGACCUAUAGUGUUGUCUCCUGAUCCCCUGGAAUGACAUGUGAGAAUGACUGGCAUAGGCACAUAACUGUCUCCCCCUACCUACCUAUCCUUCCUGUCUGGCUGGUUAACUGUCCUGAAAUACUGGGACACGUGUCUUUUUCUACACUUGUCAUUCACUAGACGUCAUCCGGUGUUGCAUCUAAUUCUGUGUCCUAUGAUGUUCUGUUCCCCUAUAGUACUCUCCCAGCAUGAGGGCCACCUACCUGUCCAUGACCGAGGACCAGAUCAGACACUUUGGGAAUGAUUUCCAGGCAUAGACCUGCUCCUCCCCUUUCAUCUCUACAAUCAGAACGGGUUCUUAAACAGACACACACACACACAAACACAUAUAUAUCCCAUCAGUGUGUGACUUUGUGGCUGCUGCACUGACCCUCAUGUGCAACCACUCUACUGACCUGAUAUGAGGAAAGAUGUCAUACACACAGUUCUUCCAUCCCUAACCCCAGUGCACAGCGUUUCUCUCUGUCACCAGGAGUCCAGCCCGUAGAAUUCUAAGAAUUCAUUAAGAGAUUCUGUUCAUUCUAUUCAAGUGUUUCAGCUCUUCCUUGCGGUCUCUGGAUAAUGCGACCACCCCUACUGUUAAAUACAACGCAUGUGUCCACUCCAAGGUGUAGUCAUAUUGUUUUUUUGUGAUAACUUACUACAGGCCAUUACUUACUACAUGCCAUAACUUACAACAGGUCCUUAGGGCAUACAUUCAGGCUGUGAGUCCUUGUACUUGUGAUCUUUCUGUAUUAGCAGUGUUGAUGAACACUUCUAAACAUUAACUUGAAAACAAUAGUUUUACAGAAAACAACUUUUAUGAUAUCCUGCUGAUCCGAUACUAAUGAUUUGUAUUUGUCUAUUUUGAAAUGAAACGUAAAAGACCCCCGUGCAGUCUUUUAGUUAAAUUUAUAAAUCAUUACCUAAUCUCUAAAAUCCCAGUGUGUGUUUAUUUUAUAAAACAAUGGCAACAUUUACAGUACCAUUCAAAAGUGGUGGACACACCUACUAUACUUAUUCAAGGGUACAAAAAUAUAAUUUCUUUAUUUUUACUAUUUCCCACAUUGUAGAAUAAUAGUGAAGCAACAAUGAAAUAAGACAUGGAAUCAUGUAACCAAACAUUAAUUUCUCUUUGCUUAUUCAAACUUGUCAUAAUACGGACUCCUACAGUACUGACAUUGGCCCAAACACAUUAGGCAAACCUGUUAAUUGAAAUGCAUUCCAGGUGACUACCUCAUGGUUGA